GGGAGUGGUGAAAUAUCCGCCAUUGUAUUUGUUUAUGAUAACCCCCCCCCCCCCCCCCCACACACAAGGCGGCUCUCUCUCUCUCUCUCUCUCUGUGAAAAGGCAAGUCUAAACAGAAAUCUCAGAUACAAGCAAAAUUGAAUUACCUUUGAAGUCAAGCCCUCCGUAUUUAAUUCCCAAAAGUCUCUCAAAAACCCCAUUCAUCCCACCCUUCAAAUCCACCGAAAUCUCCGCCUCACAACCCCAUCAAUCUAGGGUUUUCUUUCUCUCUCCUCAACCUUCUUCCUCCCAACAUCAUGGCUUGAAUCGAAUUCACGCUUUCGUACCUUCAUUUGUUUAUUCCAUUUGCAGACUUGCAGUUGGGUUUUUCAUGAGGAAAAAAGAUGAUUUUUUUUUUUAAAGGGGGUCCAUCCGUUGGAGCUAGGGUUUUCAAAUUGCUUUCACUAUCAAACAACAGGUCAAGGCAUUGGUGGUUUGAGGAGUGAAUAGUGGCCUGCAUUCGUUGUUUAUAAACUCGAAUUAUCAAAAUGUCGGCAUUGAAUUGCAGCAGCAUCGAUUUGAUCAGCUAUUUCUUUCAUGUAUCUGAGUGGCAUCCAUUGCAAUAGCGCAGGCGGUCGGGGCUCGGAGCCCACAGAGCUUUGUAAACUAGGUUUUGUGAUCAACGUGGUUUAUUUGUUGCCAGAAGUUGCAAUUUUUCACUUGAUGGCUUAAGCUUAUGUUUGGUAACCGCUAUUCAUUUGAGAGUGUGACCCAAAUGGGCUGCUGCGGUUGUUUCCGACUUGCAUAUUCAAAAACCCCCAAAAUGUUAGCAAAGCCUAAGGCACGCAUGGAAAAUCACGCUUCACAGGAGUGUUUGCUGGAUGAAGAGCUAGAAGAUGAAGAUGAUAGUUCACAAAAUGGUGAUGGAAGUGAUACGGGACAUGGAGUUAAUGGUGAGCUGCGGAGCCCUACGAAGUGCUCUGAAGGAAUUCUCACGUACAGAACUCAACGCGGAUUAAUCUGUAGGGAAUUUCCUGUUAAGGAAACCCACAGGCUUAUUCGCUCAGAGGAUGAAAAUGGGAACAAAAUGAUAAAUGAAUAUGUCCGCGAAUUCAAGAUUGGCUCUGGUAGUUAUGGAAAAGUGGUUCUUUACCGAAGCACUGUUAAUGGGAAGCAUUAUGCAAUUAAGGCCUUUCACAAGACUCAUUUAUCAAGACUACGAGUAGCACCUUCUGAAACUGCUAUGACUGACGUGCUACGUGAGGUCCUAAUAAUGAAGAUUCUGGAGCAUCCCAAUAUUGUUAAUCUCAUCGAGGUGAUUGAUGACCCUACCACUGAUAACUUCUACAUGGUUCUGGAAUAUGUGGAAGGCAAAUGGGUCUUUGAGGGUUCUGGGCCAAUAGGUGGUUUAGGAGAAAUCAAAGCACAAAAGUACUUGCGGGAUAUAGUUUCUGGGUUGAUGUAUCUCCAUGCUCAUAAUAUCGUACAUGGGGACAUUAAACCCGACAAUCUUUUGGUCACUGCUGCUGGCACGGUGAAAAUCGGGGACUUCAGUGUCAGCCAGCUUUUUGAGGAUGGUAACGAUGAGCUACGCCGCUCGCCUGGAACUCCUGUUUUUACUGCACCAGAGUGCUGUUUGGGUCUAACAUACCAUGGCAAAGCUGCUGACACGUGGGCAGUGGGAGUUACUUUGUACUGUAUGGUUUUUGGCAAAUACCCAUUUCUUGGCGACACACUGCAGGAUACAUAUGACAAGAUUUUCCAUGGGUGCAAUUGCAUAAAAAUUUUCUUUCCCCAGAUUGCUAACCACCCAUUAUCACUUCCUGAUCACAUGAACCCCUUGCUGAAGAACUUACUAGAGGGGUUACUCUGCAAAGACCCAAUACAUAGGAUGACACUAGAGGCUGUGGCGGACCAUGCCUGGGUCUUGGGAGAAGGGCCUGUGCCUCAGUAUUUAUGCUGGUGUAAGCGUAAAAAGUUGCAGACGGAAAUAUCCAACAGGGAGUAGCCUAGACAAUCAAUCAGGCUCAUACUCACCACACUGUUUAAACAUAAUUUGUUUGUAUAGU
Molecule: messenger RNA, 2048 nt
Organism: Rhododendron vialii
Lineage: Eukaryota; Viridiplantae; Streptophyta; Magnoliopsida; Ericales; Ericaceae
Product: serine/threonine-protein kinase GRIK1-like
Exons: 13
Coding region: 716-1987 (423 amino acids)
Biological process (GO): protein phosphorylation; intracellular signal transduction
Cellular component (GO): cytoplasm
Molecular function (GO): ATP binding; protein serine/threonine kinase activity
Source: RefSeq, a predicted model, not a curated record